Molecule: messenger RNA, 2472 nt
Organism: Vicugna pacos (alpaca)
Lineage: Eukaryota; Metazoa; Chordata; Mammalia; Artiodactyla; Camelidae
Source: RefSeq, a predicted model, not a curated record
CGCCCGUUGGUUGUGGGUCAAGCACGCGUCGCCCCGCUCCUCUCCAUUCUGCACAACGCUCAGAAUGAUCAAAAAGAAAAAAAAGAAAGAAAAAAUCUAAUCGACCCUCUGCCAUAAUGCUCGCUUCUCAGUUUCGCAAGAAAAAUCCAGUUUCCUUAACCUUGCCUGACCUGUUAGCGGCAUUUGACACACUGAUCGGUCUACUUGAAGUAGUUUCCUCACUUGGCUUGCAGAUCAUCACAAAGUUCACUUCUUGAUAUGCUUUGCUGGUUCUCCUAAUUUCCCUAACCUUUACAAACCAACGUUGGAGUGUCCCAGAAUUCAGCCCUUGGACCUCCUUUCUAGCUACACUGACUUCCUUGGUGACAGUUUUUCAUCCAGCUUCAUGGCUUUUAAAUUCUGUAUCCGCACCCCAGGCUACUCCCCCGAAUUCUAGAUUCAUCCAGAUGGCUUGAUGACUUUUUUUGAAUGUCAUAUUAGGCCAAAGCUUUAUCCCCCAAUAUAACAACCCCCCUCUUCCAGUUCUUCCCAUUUCAAUAAAUGGUAACCCUAUCCUCAAGGAAUUAGUCAGCCCAGAAACCUAGAAGCGACUCUGUAGCUAACAGCCUUCCUCCCCAAGCCAAUAAGCCAGCAAAUCCAGUUGGCUUUAAAAUGUAUCCAGUAUCUAGCGACUCUAGCGACUUCUCUCUGUAUCCAUCUUACCACCCUGGUCCAAGCUGUCAGUCUCUCCUGGGUCAUUGCCAACAGCUCCGGUGCAUUUCUGCCGUCCAUUCUCAAUCUAGCGACCAAAAUGAUAACAGCACUUUUGAAGAAACAUGUCCAUACUGCUUCCAGCUGCUGGUUCUGGAUAACUCUAGAGUGCGCCUCAAACCCAAGGCCAAACUGACACCUAAAAUACAGAAACUUCUUAAUCGAGAAGCAAGAAAUUAUACACUCAGUUUUAAAGAAGCAAAAAUUGUGAAAAAGUACAAAGACUCCAGAAGUGUAUUGUUGGUUACUUGUAAAACAUGCAACAGAACAGUUAAACAUCAUGGUAAAAGUAGAAGCUUUUUAUCAGCAUUGAAGAGCAAUCCUACCACUCCAACGAGUAAACUCGGCCUGAACACCCCGGAGAGGAUGACUCUAAGUUCUGCAAACCUGAAACAUGAUAGGUCUGGUUCCAAAGGGAAGAGCCCAGCGCUGACUUUCAGAACACCUACAUCCGGACAGUCAACACCUAUUUGCUCCUCAAAGAGUUUGAGCAAAAGAAAGAAACACUUCUCUCAACUAAAAAUGUUGCUUAGCCAGAGUGAAUCCCAGAAGAAUCCAAAGGUGGACUUCAGAAGUUUCUUAUCUUCUUUGUAAAGGAUGGACUAGAAGAAUAAGAAGUGUUUAAUGCAAUUUAUGAAACUAAAGUUAGAAAAACUGGUUUUUAAAAAAAAUCUAUUUAGUCUUAAAAUACAUGAAAACCAGGGUCCAGGAACGAAUUUUUCUUGGCAUUUGCUUCAGUGUUUAUGGAGAAAAGCCCUCAUUAGAAUGAAAAACCGAAACCCGCACACGUCGCAAGGUGGCUGUGAGAAUCAGACAUGUCUGAAAGGUCCUGGUAGGCAGUAAGGAUAUACACGGACACUCAGUGGCUAUGUUACUGUCUUCUCCUUCCUUAAUUAACAGUUUUCAUUAUUUACGUCAUUUUCUUUCAUAAGGAAAUUGAGAUCUUUACGAGAGGGUCUACUCACUCCUUUCUCGGUGUCCAUAGCCUUAUUGCUAAUUCAGAAAAAGUUUAAAGUACGUGUGUCUUCGUUUGCCACAUUCAUCCGCAUAACUGAAUAUUAGUAAAAAUUUAAACAUUAUUCCUACUUUCUGUGCAAAAGUAAAUACAGGGGACAUUCUUGAUUGUAGAUGAUUCAGUCAGAUAUCAAAAUUUUCAUUUUUACAACUCUCUUUUGUUCCUCAUAAUGUUUCACUGUAAAUGGUAUUUCAUUUGCUCUGGCGAAAACUUAUUUUUUUUAGGUCUAAAAUUUACAUCAAAUACCAUAGUAACAGUUUAGCUAUCCUAAAUCUUUCCUGGAACAUAGAUGUGCUUUUUUUAAAUGAUAGGCUAGGAUUCUGUUCAACCUGUCUUUUAAAAACUCUUUAAAUAAAUAAUUUAGACAAUUUAAACUAUAAUCUGGUUCCAAGACUCUUUGCUGCUUUAAAGUUUAAAACUUAAAAUUUUCUUAAGAAAUACAAUGGAGAAAGGAUAGUCUCUUCAGUAAAUGGUGUUGGAAACUGGACAGCCACAUGCAGAAAAAUGAACUACCACUAUCUCACACAAUACACAGAAAUUAACUGAAAAUGGAUUAGACUUGAAUGUUAAGACUUGAAGCCAUAAAACUCCUAGAAGAAAACAUAGGCAGUGUGUUUGUUGAUAUCAGUCUUACCAGUAUCUUUCUAGAUAUGUCUCCUCAAGCAAGGGAAACAAAAGCAAAAAUAAACAAAUGAAGUUACAUCAAA